CGCUUCGUCCUCCGUCCCCAUUAGAUUUUCGACCUCCUUGCCUAGAGCCUGGUUGAACGAAGCUACAUAAUUUUUGACCUUUAUUUUUAUCUUCGGCGGUAGCUCUCGGCACCUUUGUCUGCGAAUUACUUCGUCCUUGAUCCUUCCCCUCGGCCACAAGAGCUUGAACUUAAUUGCGCUCGUUGCCUUGUGCUCUUCUUCACAUUACAAGUCGGCUUCCGCGACCGCACAAUGUCAAAGUCAAAGAACAGCGGCCCCGGGGGCUAUCAUCAAGAAUAUAUCACUUCACUUCGCUAUCGCAAUGAUCUUCCCGUCCCUGAUAUGCCUCCUAAAUUCCUGGAGGUCCCGCAUGAGGGUCUAGAGCACUUCCUCAGUCCCGGGUUUGUAGCGAAUAUGGUGCGUCGCGAGGAGCUAAAUAUUGAUGUUGAUGCAGAAGGAGGAAUGCCUAUUGACCUGGUCGGAAUUCCGGGUUUACACUUGGGUGAUGAAAGUGCUAUCAUGGCUCCGGAGAACCCCCCUCUCCUUGACCCAGCUGAUCUGCCUCUACUUAUGACCCCUGACCAAUUGAGGAACCCAGCCCCAAGGAAUGCGAAUGUGAGCUUUCUUCGCAGAACUCAAUAUAUCGCCACAGCAGGAUCUGGACGGAGUGUGGAUUCGAGGAUUGCGCCGGGAGGAUCCAAGCACAAAGUGCAGAAACCGAAACCAUCGCGAGACGACCCGUCGCACAUCAAAAAGUAUAUUAUUAAAGGAUUUGACAUCGCAUAUCCAAAGAGUAAGCAUACAGGAGAGGAUACAGAAUCACAGAUUAGAGGCUUGCCUGCCACUAAGGCGGAGCUCGAUGCCUGGGCAAAUCUCGUGCAUCCAGAUAAUCCAAACUUAAAGCCAGUGGGACUCUUCCCUAUUAUUCCAGAUCUUGACGGCUUUCCGGACCCUGGUGGCUUCUUACAAUUUAAAUUCGAUAAAGCCCCGGUUCAAGCUUCCGCAGGGAAGCGUGAUGACCGUAUGGAUGUUGCAAUCCUGCUCCCAUCAGCCCCAGAAGAAAGAGUUUGUCAAGAACAUGCUUCAAAAACGGCCCUCCACAAAGCCAACCCGAGUCUUUACCCCGACCCUGGACCGAUUCCUUGGGAUUAUGAUCUUUUCCUGGCUGAAAAAGAGGGCUCAGCGAAGAAAAUAAAGAAUAGUCUGAGCCUCUCAAACCCCAACAGAGAUGAUGCUGAUAACUACACCCACGAGGGACCAGACGGAACCAAAUACCACCGAUACGACCGUCUUCGCACUUACGCGACUAGUACACAGGUCCUAAACACCGACCAAAAGUACAAAGAUAUCGGCCUUGUCCUCUUUGAUCCAGCACAGGCAACCCAAGACACUCGUCUUACUCAGAAAGCAGCAUACUACUACCCAAUCUUGGGCAAGACUCGCUUGAAGCCCGAACGUUCCCGCACGAUUGCCCAGGCUGGCUUGGCCCCUACUCGCGCAAAAGCAAAGGAAGAGCAAGUGCAUCAAAUCCAGGUUUCGGUUCGUGACCCGAACCCAGAUGAAACGUACAAGAGAGCCAGCCAUCGGGCGCAAGUAGAUUCGAAGUUUGCAAAGAAUAUGCCUUCUCCGCCAGCCUCCGCUGAGGAGGUGAUCAAAGACGAUAUUGAUGCAGAAGGUGAUGAGGUUCACUCGCCGUAAUCGGUCGUUAAAUUCUCUUUUUUGUCUGUGGAAUGACAGCAUUGAUCUCCUUCCAAGAGCUUUUCUUUCACUAACUUUUCUCCAUCGAAUUCCGCUGAAGCAUUUGAUCUGGGGAGGCAUUUUCAUGUGGCCUUUUUCGUACUUAUCUAGAUAAUUGGCGUUAUUUCCUUUCAUUUUUCAGCAGGAAGUCGUACCGAAAUGCGUGUACUAUUAGUGAAGUCGAUUCUCACUGGAUUUAGGGAUGGGUCUGAUUUAAAGGAGAAUCAAAUAUUUAUUCCGAUGUUUAUCUGCUAGUGAGCAGUCCUUUUCCUGCCCGUAUUUAAGCAGGCUAAAGUAGAAAGGGACGCUAGCUAUAUUGAAACCGUGAUGAAGCUAUAAGUUUCCACGAUUCCCCGAUUUUGCCAACCUUUCCUUGACUAGAUAUUCUCACUAAAGUUGCUAUUAUCCUGAGAAGAGCCGUCACGAGCCCUAUCAUUUGUGCCAGAAGAGACUUCCUGACUAGUCAUCUGCGUCGCCUCCGAACGGCCGGCGGGAUUCUGCCCAUGGAUGGUAUCGCCGAAAGUGAUCGGGCGACCAGCGGUAGCCUCAUUUAAGAGGGAUCCCAAGCGGGCCUCCCGUCUCUGUAGCCUCUCCGCCCUAUCUCUUUCGAGCCUGACGACCUCCACGACGCGCCUGACAACCCUAGAAAUGCACAAAACAAAUAUAGCCCCUAACACAACCGUCUUAGAGAUGUACUCUCUAUCCAUAAAACUGGGAUUAACAAAGCCUCGGCCCUGGUUCAUAUAAUGCUGAGCUCGUGAAUGGUGUUGUUGUCCUUCCUGGGCAGCUGAGGGUGGAGAAGAAGAUUGGUAGGUAUAAGUAAAGGAAAAAGCAAAGGGUAGAAUAGAAAACGAAAUGCUAGAAGGACCGGGGAA
Messenger RNA from Coccidioides immitis RS, 2591 nucleotides. RefSeq names its product RNA polymerase II-associated factor 1. Lineage: Eukaryota; Fungi; Ascomycota; Eurotiomycetes; Onygenales; Onygenaceae. Gene Ontology annotation, cellular component: Cdc73/Paf1 complex. The transcript has 2 exons. Gene Ontology annotation, molecular function: RNA polymerase II complex binding; chromatin binding. Gene Ontology annotation, biological process: transcription elongation by RNA polymerase II. Bases 232 to 1677 code for a protein of 481 amino acids. The record is from RefSeq and is a predicted model, not a curated record.